Messenger RNA from Blastocystis hominis, 1155 nucleotides. RefSeq lists its product as hypothetical. NCBI's taxonomy places the organism in Eukaryota, Bigyra, Opalinata, Blastocystidae. Gene Ontology annotation, molecular function: protein binding. The transcript is spliced from 4 exons. The record is from RefSeq and is a predicted model, not a curated record. The coding region runs from base 1 to 1155 and encodes 384 amino acids.
AUGGAAUCGUUUAUUGAUUGUAUAAGUUGCUGUGAGCCAACUUCGCUCCCUCAACUCCUGCAGCAAAGUAAUGACCAACGAAUGCAGACUCUAACCACACUAACCACCAUUGUGUUGAAAUCAUUCUCCAGCAAGUGCGUGUGGGGAAUGAAGCGGUGUUAUAACUGCAGAAAUCUAAAACUAGUUGGCAUGGCAGAGGCUGACUUUUAUAGUUGUAUAUGCAACUUGCCUAGUAUCACAGAUGCUUGGACGUUGCAACAUGGCCAAGGCUAUGUGAUUGAAUCAGUCUCUAUCGACAGUUGUGUUAUCUGUCAAGAAGCAUACGAGGCUCUCUAUCAUUGCUUUAACUGCUCCUGCUUUUCUUCGUUGAAACACUUCUCGCUUCGACCUAUGGAUAAGAGCAAGGGAGCCCGUAUGAACGAAAAGCAGUGGCAGCCAAUUUGCGAAUAUUUAAAGGCGGGGUUGUGCCCUCAUCUCGAAUCGAUUUCACUCUCAAAUAACAAUAUUGGACAUAAAGGAGUGAACGCUCUGGUAGACGCCUAUCUCUCUGGAAAGAUGGAGAAAUGCAUAUAUUUGGAUCUCUCUGGCAACUCCAUUGGAGAUAAGGGAGCCAUCGCCUUAUCAAGAUUAUUUGAUCAUCCAUUCUCUUGCGCAAGUCUGGAGGUUCUGGACCUAUCUCACAACAAAAUCCAUUCCAAAGGAUUCGACGUCUUCCUAUCGCACUUUGGGUCGAUUACACACGAGCAUCUCCGUGUUAUUAAUUGGUCUUAUAACCCCUUGAAGGGCGAAUCCGUAAAGACCUUCUUCCGAAUUAUUGAAAUGAAUCACUGUCCUCAGCUUCAAUGCAUCAAUCUUUCGGGAAUCGCAAUGAACAGCGAUGUGUCCGCGACGUUCGCUACCAUGAUUCGCUCUGGCACAUUUGCGCAUCUCGAGGAGCUUCAUCUUGCAGAAUGCUCUCUGAAUCUUGACAGCAUCAAGCACCUUUGCAACGCUAUUGUCGAUAUGCCUCUCCAGCUCCUGCACACCUUAUCCCUGGCGCAGAAUCGAUUGAAUCCGGCGUGCAUCUGCGCGCUGUGUUGCAUCCUGCAGAAGCAGCAGUUGCCAUCCCUAAGAGAACUGGAUCUGAGCUCAAACAAAGUCGGAAAUGAGGGUUGA